Molecule: messenger RNA, 1104 nt
Organism: Colletotrichum higginsianum IMI 349063
Lineage: Eukaryota; Fungi; Ascomycota; Sordariomycetes; Glomerellales; Glomerellaceae
Product: 3' exoribonuclease family protein
Exons: 2
Coding region: 1-1104 (367 amino acids)
Biological process (GO): U5 snRNA 3'-end processing; nuclear polyadenylation-dependent rRNA catabolic process; exonucleolytic trimming to generate mature 3'-end of 5.8S rRNA from tricistronic rRNA transcript (SSU-rRNA, 5.8S rRNA, LSU-rRNA)
Cellular component (GO): nuclear exosome (RNase complex); cytoplasmic exosome (RNase complex)
Source: RefSeq, a predicted model, not a curated record
AUGGCGUCGGCACAGCAGGUUAUGCUCUCUCCAGCAGAGCUCGCCUACCUCCACUCCUCCCUCUCCCUCACGCCGCCCAUCCGCCCGGAUGGCCGCAAGGCGAACCAGUUCCGCCCCCUCACGGCCGAGACGGGCAUCCUCCCGGGCACCAACGGCAGCGCACGCGUGUGCUUCUCCGACGGCACCGAGGCCAUCGUCGGCGUCAAGGCAGAGAUCGAAAAGACCCGCGUCCCGCCUGGCGCAGAGGCGAACGAGGAGACGGCGGAGAAGAGGACAGAAGGCCAAGAUGGAGAGUCCAAGGGCAGCAACGACUGGCUCGAGAUGACGGUCGAGAUCCCCGGCUCCAGAGACGACGACGCCGCGACCGUGUUCCUGUCCAACAUGCUCAGCGAGGCGCUGCUCGCCGACGGGGAGUUCACCAAGAAGCUGCGGAUUAACAAUCGGUUCCACUGGAAGCUCUACCUAGACAUCCUCCUAAUCUCCCCGCCGCUGUCGUACCCCCUCCCGCUCCUCUCCCUCACAACGCACCUCGCCCUUCUGGCGACCCGCCUGCCGCGCCUCAAGUCCGAGGGCGACGAAGACCCCAUGUUCGACGACGACUGGGAGGCCUCGACGUUCCUGUACCCGCGCGACGGCAGCGCACCCGCGGCGGGCGCGCGGCCGCCCAUCACGCUGCUCGUCAUCGCCGUCGGCGGCAACAUCAUUUUCGACCCGGCGCGCGAGGAGCUCGCCGUCGCCGAGUCGGCGCUCGCUGUUUCCGUGGCGGAGGAGAAGACGGCCGCGUCAGCGGGCGGCAUGGACGUGGACGGACGCGAGCUGAAGCUGCUCUCCGUGCGGACGGUCGACCCGCCCUCGCGGCUGACGGCGCCCGGCGUGCUUAACUCGGCGAACCCCGCGACGGGCCUCGCCGGCACACCGUCAAAGGCGCCGCCGGCGCCGCCGGCGCCGCCGGCCGGCGAGGACAAGGUGGCCGAAGGCGUGUGGAGACCGCCCAUAGGCGGCACCAAGCUGCACGUGCUCGAGGGGAUGGUCUCCAAGGUGCUGGAGAAGGGAGGCAUUGCGGACGAGGUGCUCGAGGGGAUCGCCGCGGUGGAGCUGGCUUAG